GUUGUUUUUCCCCAUGUUGACAGGAGGGGACCUGGAGCAUGACUGAGAUCGUGGAGCGGACCCUGAGCGCUCUGCCUGGGCUGCUCCUCCAGGACCCGCCGCCAGGGGCCGGCUCCAGGCUGGGGGCCCUAAUCCGCAGCAUCACUGCCCUGGGCUCCAGACAGGAGGAAGAAAAAUUAAUUCAGCAGGAGCUUGCCAGUUUGAAAAUCACAGUUUCUUCUCCAAAUACCUCUCUUAGGCAGAUGAAAGAAUGUAUGGUGAGGCUCAUCUACUGCGAAAUGCUGGGGUAUGAGGCUUCCUUUGGCUACAUCCAUGCUAUCAAAUUAGCCCAACAAGGAAACUUACUUGAGAAAAGAGUAGGAUACUUGGCGGUGUCCUUAUUCUUACAUGAAAAUCAUGAAUUGCUGCUCUUGCUGGUGAAUACAGUACUAAAGGAUCUCCAGAGUACCAAUCUGGUUGAAGUGUGCAUGGCUCUCACUGUAGUUAGUCAGAUCUUUCCACGGGAAAUGAUUCCAGCUGCUCUUCCACUGAUCGAAGACAAACUGCAACAUUCAAAGGAAAUUGUAAGAAGAAAAGCUGUCUUGGCAUUGUAUAAAUUCUACUUGAUGGCACCCAAUCAAGUGCAGCAUAUCCAUGAGAAAUUCAGGAAAGCGCUGUGUGACAGAGAUGUGGGUGUCAUGGCUGCAUCGUUACACAUUUAUCUACAGGUGAUCAAGGACAACCCAUUGGGAUACAAGGACCUGACAGGUUCAUUUGUUACCAUUUUGAAGCAGGUUGUUGGAGGAAAGCUUCCAGCUGAUUUUAAUUAUCAUAGUGUCCCAGCUCCUUGGCUCCAAAUUCAGCUCUUGAGGAUCCUGAGGCUGCUGGGAAAAGAUGAUCUCAGGACCAGUGAGUUAAUGUAUGAUGUGCUUGAUGAGUCUUUAAGACGGGCAGAAAUUAAUCACAAUGUCACCUACGCCAUCUUGUUUGAGUGUGUGCAAACUAUUUAUACAAUCUACCCCAAAUCUGAUUUAUUUGAGAAGGCUGCAAAAUGUAUCGGAAAGUUCAUUUUAUCACCAAAGAUCAACCUUAAGUAUUUAGGACUCAAAGCACUUACGUUUGUUGUUCAGCAGGAUCCAAACCUGGCACUUCAGCACCAAAUGACAAUUAUCGAGUGCAUAGACCAUACUGAUCCAAUCAUAAAAAGAGAGACACUGGAGCUGCUCUAUCGAAUCACCAAUGACCAGAAUAUAACAGUGAUAGUUCAGAAAAUGUUAGACUAUCUGAAGCAAAGUAAAGAUGAAUAUACAAUAAUUGCCUUGGCUGGGAAGAUUGCAGACUUGGCAGAAAAGUAUUCCCCAAACAACCAGUGGUUCAUACAGACCAUGAAUGUAGUGUUUUCUAUUGGAGGAGAUGUGGUGCACCCAGAUAUUCCCAACAACUUCCUAAAGCUCCUGGCUGAAGGAUUUGACGAUGAAAAGGAAGAUGGGCAGCUGAAGCUUUACGCAGUUCAGUCUUAUCUCGCCUUGCUGGAAAAGGAGAAUGCAUAUUAUCCUCAGCGCUUCCUGCAGGUUAUCAGCUGGGUGUUGGGUGAAUAUGCCUACCUUGCAAUAGACGUACCUACAGACUCUGUAAUGGCAAGACUUUACACCUUUCUGCAACACAGCUUUGUUACAUCUGAAACCAAAGCCUGGAUUAUGGCUGCAAUAAAGAAAUUGGCUGUUCACAGCCCACAUUCUUCACUGGCUGAUAAAUUAAUCCAAGAGUACAGCACCUGUCUGGAGACAGGCAUGAGGCAGCAUGCCUGGGAAUUAAAAUCUCUCCUAGCGGACGUCGUACUCAUGCAGAGACUUUUUCCAGUCAACUCCAGCUGUGAAGAUUUAAUGGUAGAUGCUUCUCUUUCAUUCUUAGAUGAAUUUGUAGCAGAUGCUCUUGGCAAAGGAGCUGCACCCUACAUGCCCCAUCACCAGCGGCAAGAAGAAAAAUUGUCUCAGGGAAAAGCUCUGAACAUGGAACCUUAUGGGCUGUGUUUCUCACCUAGUCUGCCCUCUACUGGUGUGGCUGAUGGCCAUUCUCCCUCUGCCAUCUCUGUUGUGUCAGGGACCUCGGGUAACAGUGCAGACACUGGACAGAGAGAAGAAAAUCGCAUUAAGUUAGAUGGCGUGAAAAAGCUCUGGGGAAAGGAGGGAUACCUCUUGAAAAAGGAGAAUAAAUUGAGUAAAUUAGAACCUAUUUCAACUCGACUGGAGAGUGGAAUUUCAUUGGGUGAUGAGGAUGAAGAUGUCACAGCAAAUCCUGCUGAGCAGCAAUUGGCUCCCUCGUCUGAAGAAGAGAGAGAACGGAAGCAGUUGGCAUCCUCGUUGUUUGUUGGCCUUGGUUCCAACGCUGUCAGUUUGAUGGAUAAAGGUGAACAAACCACACAAAAGUUUAGGAGAAAAUCAAAAAUUGUUGGAAAAAAAUUCCCAGACAAAGAAGUAUCUAUGUAUGCCGCCUUUAAUUCUUCCUCUGCUGGGGAGAAAAACAUGUCAGAAAUGCUUGUGAAUAGCAUGCGCCCAGCAAGUUCUAAACUAGUAUUAGACCCCAAAGACUCUCCCCAAAAACAUGACGCAUCAGGGGCUGUUACAGAUGAUGGUAAACUUCAGUCCAUAUUUGCAAACAGUAGCCUUGAUGUCUUUCUGCCAUUAGAAAUCACUACUCCUGUUUUUGAAACCAUGCCUGCAAUAACUUCUCUGUAUCCUCACUCGACAACCGUAGAGCUUGCUGGCAGUGACUUUGUAAGACUGUGUUCAUGUAAAAUAUGGGAAGACAACAGCCUGACACUUUCCUUGUCAUUUGUGAAUAAGAAAUCGUGUGGAAUUAAAAACAUUAACUUGAAAAUGGAAGACAGUGAAAACAUUACAGUUUCCCAGAAUCUUCUUUGUCACAUCUCACAUCUUGAUGCACAUGGUGUGCAUCAGUGCAAUGGUAGUAUACAGAUGAUCCAACCAUGCACUAAAGGGGCACUUACUGGCUGCAUCACCUAUGACGUUGAGCCAGAGAGGUCUCUUCAACUUGGCUUUUCUGUCGAUUUUGUGCUGAUGGAUUUUAUCAGACCAUUGAGGAUGUCAACAGAUGAGUUUGGCAAAAUGUGGCUGUCUUUUUCUAAUGAUGCAAAACAAAAAGUAAAACUUCAUAGUGCCGACGAGGCCUUGCUGGGAAUUCUUCAAUGUUUGCAGAAGACACUGAACCUUUAUAUUGUUGAAGUCAUAGGUGAUGAAGGACUUGCUGCUUGCCAGCUGCUCCCCUCGUUACCUGCUCUUUUGCACUGCCACCUCCAGGAAGGAGUAUUGACCUUGUGGUCCAGGUCUCAAAGUAUUAAUCUACCAGAAUGUUUACUCUACCAGUGUCAAAGAGAACUAGAAUCGUUCAGGGUGCCACAGUGACGACUGCAAUCGAUAAACCACACCAAACCAUCAAUAAAGCAGUCUCCCUGCAUAUUUGGUUGGACCCAAACCAGAACGUGUUCGGGAUGAAAAACACUCCGAACAAAGAUGAAAUGUGGAUUGCAGAUUUUCAUUGAAGUACUUUUUCCUGUUUUGUUUUGUUUUUUAAACAGACGAGCGGUUUUAUUUUGAUAUUUUGCUGUAAGAUAAAUGUAACCGACUUUAUUUUUGUUAUUCUCCUAAUGGAGGGUACUCUUUGAUGACCUGCUGCACUGAUACAUGAUUAUGCACCAGACCUCUUUAGUAUUACAAUUGCUGUGCAAAGGAACAAGUGAGCGAAUGGGAUAGACUGCAUUUUUAAAGUUGUAAUGAAACUACCAUUGAUUCAUCUGCUGUGUGGCACCUGGGAUACUCGCAUUGUCCAUGGCCUGCUAUGUACAUUGUGUGAUUAAAUCUCUUGAGUUGCAGCAAUAUAAAAUAGUACAUGAAAUUCAAAAGAAUAGGCUAUAUUGAACAGGGAUGACAUACUUCUUUGUCAUGUGUUUACAUUAGCCUCACCAGAUCUUUUUUUUUCCAGUCUUCCCAAUGCCUUUACACUAAUGGUUAAUAGAAUAUAGUAAUUUAAUAUAAUGUUUGUCCAUCAGUAAAAGUAUAACUGGCAUUUUUUUUUUUUUUUUGCUCUGGACAAAAUAUAUGCUCAAUAGUACACUUCUUAUAAGGACAUGUUUACCAGGUACCUUGGAUAGACCAACAUGUGUGUUGGCUCCAUGCUUGUUUGGGGUACUCAAGGACAGAGUUGAAUAACUCUGCUAAGGUCUUAUGCACUAACAAAAGCCCUUGUACCAGCCUUAUUUAAAUCUUCUUAUUGUGUACAUUGCAAAGGAAUUUUAUUUUCAGUUUUUUCAGUUUUAAAAUAUAAACUUAAAGUAACCUUGUCAUCACAAAUUAUAUUCACUAGCAUAUAUCAUUUUUAAAAGAAUUACGUAUUUCUUUCGUG
Pelobates fuscus (common spadefoot toad) is the source of this 4398-nucleotide messenger RNA. RefSeq names its product adaptor related protein complex 4 subunit epsilon 1 (gene AP4E1). Gene Ontology annotation, cellular component: AP-4 adaptor complex; membrane coat. Gene Ontology annotation, biological process: vesicle-mediated transport; intracellular protein transport. Bases 39 to 3401 code for a protein of 1120 amino acids. The transcript has 21 exons. NCBI's taxonomy places the organism in Eukaryota, Metazoa, Chordata, Amphibia, Anura, Pelobatidae. The record is from RefSeq and is a predicted model, not a curated record. Gene Ontology annotation, molecular function: cargo adaptor activity.